CACUGAUGGGCACUGAAAGGCUGCACUGAUACAUGGCACUGAUAGGCAGCACUGAUACAUGGCACUGAUAGGCAGCACUGACUGGCACUGAUGCGCACUGAUAGGCGACACUGACUGGCACUGAUAGGUGGCACUGAUUGGCAGCACUGAUAGGUGGCACUGAUAGGCAUUGAUAGGUGGCACUGUCUGGCACUGAUGGGUGACAUUGAAAGGCAGCUCAGAUGGGCACUGAUAUGUGGCAUUGAUGUGCACUGGUAUGCACUGAUAUGUGGCACUGAUGGGCACUGGCACGUGGCACUGAUGAGCACUGACAGGUGGUACUUCUGGGGCCACACUGAUCAUCAGGGCACACUGAUCAUCAGUGCGCUGAUGAUCAGUGACUGGGUCUUGGCGGGCGGAAAGUAU
Molecule: messenger RNA, 405 nt
Organism: Staurois parvus
Lineage: Eukaryota; Metazoa; Chordata; Amphibia; Anura; Ranidae
Source: the annotation of a GenBank genome assembly